ACCAAUUUGCAGGAUAUAUUCGUGCUCGCUCUCUUCCUCAUAUAGGUGCGUGGACUGAAUUCCGACCCGAGCAGAUUGCUACUUUUUAUAACAGACCAUCUCCAACAUUUUCUGAGCCAUCUAAACCCAAAACUACUUGGGCGAUGCCAAUUCCUAAAAAAUCAAUUAGUAGUGAUGAAUUAGGUGAAAUAUCAAAUGCAAUAAGAGGAUGGGCCCUAAAAGAGAAUAUGAAACUUGGUAACAAAGGUGCCGGAAAACGCAUGACAAAAAAAGUAUUGCAGUACUUGCAAGGAUUUUUUUUGGCGGGUAAUUUGAGAGCUGAAGAUCGUUACUCACCUGAAGACAUGCAUGCUAACUUAGAAGAUCUGGCAGCAAACGGGGAACUUACUUUUGAGGAAAUACCAACAGUAAAAACAAUCAAAGGAUGGAUAGGAAGAUAUAGUGCAUAUUUUAAAAAGGAGGCGUCAGAAAAAGCAUUAUCAGAGAGUAAUAGUUAUACUAUAACAUCUGUUGAAAGCGUCAAUACUAAACGUCGAAAGUAUAUUUAG
Messenger RNA from Dentiscutata erythropus, 548 nucleotides. The record is from the annotation of a GenBank genome assembly. NCBI's taxonomy places the organism in Eukaryota, Fungi, Glomeromycota, Glomeromycetes, Diversisporales, Gigasporaceae.